ACACCUCCCUCGAUCCAGACUUCUCUCUCACAUUAGACAAGAGCACCACCUUCUUCUCACUUCUCUCUCUCUCUCCCUCCAUUCAGUUUUUGCUGAUCCAUCUUACAAGGAGUCACGGAUCUUACCACUCUCCAACUUCUUUCCCCCUAGAGUCUAGAUGAUAGAUGACAAUUCUUUGACGCAUUCUUGAUGAUGAAUCAAUGGAGGAGGAGAAUUUUGAAAACGGAAUUAGGUUUUUCUUAAUGAUGUGAAGGAGGAACAUUCUUGUGGUUGUGGAGGUGGAGGAAUUAUUCCUCAUUCGAAUUGGUGGAAAUAAUGAUUUUUUUUUUCGAGGAAUUGGUAAUUGUAAAUUGAUUGAGAUCGACUAAUUUUCUGUACAAGGAGAUGGCGUUUUCGCCUAUCAGAUUUUUGUUCCUCUUCCUACUUCUAUCCGUUAUUGGAUGGGUCGUUUUCAUAUUUGCCGCAAGGUUGCUGGCUUGGAUCCUAAGCCGUGUAAUGGGAGCAUCUGUGGGGUUUCGUGUUGCUGGAUGGAACUGUUUGCGUGAUGUGGUUGUGAAAUUUAAAAAGGGUGCUGUGGAAUCUGUAUCUGUUGGUGAAAUCAAGCUAAGUCUACGCCAGUCUCUGGUCAAGCUUGGGGUUGGUUUCAUUUCUAGGGACCCAAAGCUGCAGCUGGUAAUAUGUGACUUGGAAAUUGUUAUUCGGACUCCAGCCAAAAGUGUCAAGAAGGCUAGAUCUCGGAGUAAAUCGGGGAGGUCUCGCUCUUCUGGCAGAGGAAAGUGGAUGGUUGUGGCCAACAUGGCAAGAUUCUUGUCAGUUUCUGUGACAGAAUUAAUCGUCAAGGUGCCAAAAGCUAUUACGGAAGUUAAGGAUCUGAGAUUGGACAUAUCUAAAGAUGGUGGAUCGAAAUCCAAUCUGCUUGUCAAGUUGCAUCUUCAACCUAUACUUGUUCACAUGGGGGAAUCACGGCUUAGCUAUGACCAGUCAUCCUAUUAUAACCAAGGAGGAAGUAUUUCCGAGGGUCAACUAUCCUCAGAUAUGGCUGAGAGGGGAUCUGCUGCUUUCUUCUGCGAGGAAUUUUCACUCUCUUGCGAAUUCGGGCAUGAUAGGGAAGUAGGUGUUGUUAUCCGGGAUGUAGAUUUUACAUGUGGUGAAGUCUCAGUGAACUUAAAUGAGGAGAUGCUUGUAAAGAAUAACGCUCCCAUGGAAAGUUUUUCCAAGGAGGAUAAAGUUGGAGGUGAUAAUUUGGAUAUGAAGGCAGCUUCUAAAUUGGAAAAGAAACAAAAGGCACUUCUGUCACUUAAAAAGUACACCUCCUUGUUUCCGGAAAAGGUUAGCUUCAACUUGCCAAAACUGGAUGUGAGGUUUGCUCACCGAGCUCAAAAUCUUUUUAAUGAGAGUAAUGUCACCGGGAUUCAUUUGAGAUGCAGCAAGUCACCAUUCAUUGAAGACAUGGGGGAAAGUGCACGCUUUGACGUUCAAUUGGACUUCACUGAAAUACAUCUUUUUAGAGAAGGUGGUACUUCUAUAUUGGAAAUCCUGAAGCUUGCCGUGGUUUCUUCUUUUUACGUUCCUAUACAACCAGAAGCACCUCUUAGAGCUGAAGUUGACAUCAAGCUUGGCGGUACCCAAUGCAACAUCAUUAUGAGUAGAAUAAAACCAUGGUUGAGCCUUCACUUGUCAAAAAAGAAGAAAAUGGUACUUCGUGAGGAAAGGCCCGUGCCUGAAAAGUCACAAGCUACUGAGUUCAAUCUUGUCCUGUGGACAUGCACUGUUUCAGCCCCAGAGAUGACUAUUGUGCUUUACAGUAUCAGCGGUUCACCACUGUAUCAGGGAUGUUCGCAAUCGUCGCAUGUAUUCGCAAAUAACAUAGCAAGUACGGGUACGUCAGUGCACAUGGAACUUGGUGAAUUACAUUUGCACAUGGCUGAUGAACAUCGAGAACGUUUGAAGGAAAGCCUUUUUGGUGCGGAAACAAAUACAGGCUCACUAAUGCAUAUAGCAAAAGUAAUUCUUGAUUGGGGGAAAAAAGAGUCAGAAUCACAUGAAGAACGGGGCUCUGGUAAACGUAAGUUGGUUCUCUCCAUUGAUGUCACUGGAAUGGGUGUAUACCUAGGUUUUCAGCGUCUUGAAUCACUGAUAUCAACUGCAAUAUCCUUUCAAACACUUUUUAAAAGUCUCUCUGCUGGGAAAAGAAAAACACCUAGUAGAGGUGUUCAAGCUGCCAAACUAUCUGGGAAAGGGGUUCAGCUUAUAAAACUGAAUCUUGAGCAGUGCUCUGUAAAUUAUUGUGGUGAUGUGGGUGUGGAAGAUGCAGUUGUUGCUGACCCAAAGCGUGUAAAUUAUGGAUCACAAGGUGGUCAAGUAAUCAUUGAUGCCUGUGCUGAUGGUACACCUCGGACAGCAACUAUCGCGUCCACUAUGUCCAAUGGGUGCAAAAUCCUGAAAUACUCCAUAUCCCUUGACAUCUUCCAUUUCAGUCUGUGUGUGAACAAGGAGAAAAGCUCCGUACAGACGGAUCUUGAAAGAGCUAGAUCUAGUUAUCAGGAAUAUCUAGAUGAACAGAAGCCUGGGAAAAAAGUAAUUUUAUUUGACAUGCAGAAUGCGAAAUUUGUACGUCGUUCUGGUGGUCAAAGUGAUAUCGCUGUGUGUUCUCUUUUUAGUGCUACUGAUAUUUCCGUCAGGUGGGAGCCUGAUGUACAUCUAUCACUAUUUGAGCUCAUGUUGCGCAUGAAAUUACUGAUACACAACCAGAAGCAACUUAACCAAGCGAAGGGAGGGUUGUCCAGUGGUAAAGAUGUAGCUUCAGAUAGAAAAGCUGAUGUUGACUCACUGCAAUCUGACAAACAACACAAGAAACGAGAAUCUGUUUAUGCCAUCGAUGUGGAGAUGUUGAACAUAUCUGCUGAGGCUGGAGAUGGUGUAUAUGUAAAGGUUCAGGUUCAGUCAAUCUUUUCUGAGAACGCUCGUAUCGGAGUACUUCUUGAGGGAUUUAUGCUUAGUUUUAAUGAAGCUAGGGUCUUUAAAAGUAGUCGAAUGCAAGUUUCAAGAAUUCCCAAUAUUUCAAGUAGUUCUUCCGAUUCAAAAGUUCAAACUAAGACGUGGGAUUGGGUUAUUCAAGGUCUUGAUGUUCAUAUAUGCAUGCCUUACAGAUUGCAGUUGCGUGCCAUUGAGGAUGCUGUUGAGGACAUGAUUCGAGGUUUGAAGCUUGUCAGCAAGGCUAAAACUAACCUUAUUUUUCCAAAGAAAGAGAGCUCGAAACCGAAAAAGCCGAGUUCGACAAAAUUUGGAUGUCUCAAGUUCUGUAUACGUAAGCUGACAGCAGAUAUCGAGGAAGAGCCCAUGCAAGGUUGGCUUGAAGAACAUUACCAUUUGAUGAGAAAUGAAGCUUGUGAGUUGGCUGUUAGGAUGAAGUUUCUUGACGAUCUUGUUUCAGAAGACACUCAUUCUUCUGGAAAUAAUGAGCCAGAUGAAUCUUGUCCUGACAGAAAGGUUCAGUACAAUGGAGUUGAUAUUGAUUUGAAUGAUACUGCAGGCAUCCAGAAACUAAGAGAAGAAAUCCAUAGACAGGUCUUUCAGUCUUAUUACCAGGCAUGCAAGGAUCUGGCUACCACGGAAGGAUCAGGUGCUUAUAAGGAAGGGUUCCAGUCUGGUUUCAAGUUCAAUAGUACAAAAACUUCCCUUCUUUCUGUUUGUGCGACGGAGUUGGAAGUAACUUUAAAGAAAAUUGAAGGUGAUGAUACUGGAAUGUUAGAAACUGUAAGGAAGCUUGAUCCCGUCUGCCUAGAAAAUGAAAUACCAUUUUCCAGAAUGUAUGGAAGAAAUUUUAAUUUGAAUACAGGCUCUCUUGUUGUAAAGAUAAGAAAUUACCUGCCAAUUCUGUCUGCGAGUGGUGGUAAAUGUGAAGGGCGUGUGAUCCUAGCUCAACAGGCAACAUGUUUCCAACCGCAAAUGCAACAGGAUGUGUAUAUUGGGAAUUGGAGGAAGGUGCGAAUGCUUCGUUCACUGAGUGGUACAACUCCACCAAUGAAAACAUAUCUGGAUUUGCCUUUACAUUUUCAGAAGGCAGAUAUCGGCUAUGGGGUGGGUUUUGAACCCGCUUUCACUGAUAUAAGCUACGCUUUUACAGUAGCACUCCGUAGGGCUAAUUUAAGUGUGAGGAAUCCUGUCACAGAAACUCCUCCACCUAAAAAGGAGAAGAGCUUACCAUGGUGGGAUGAAGUAAGGAACUAUGUGCAUGGAAAUAUUGGUUUAUACUUUACUGAGACAAGAUGGGAAAUUCUCGGGACAACCGAUCCUUAUGAAAAGGUUGACAAACUUCAUGUUGUCUCUGGUUACAUUGAAAUUCUUCAGUCAGAUGGGCAGGUUUCUCUUUCAGCAAAGGAUUUCAAUGUUUACUUGAGCAGUUUGGUGAAUUUAGUUAACAGUUGCAGUUUAAAACUUCCUGAUGGUGUGCCUGGUCCUUUUCUUGUAGUUCCUGCCUUGAGUAUUGUUGUUACCAUGGACUGGGAAUGUGACUCUGGCAAACCUCUUUACCAUUAUCUAUGGGCACUUCCUGUUGAAGGAAAAUCACGUACAAUAGUCUAUGACCCCUUCAGAUCGACUUCACUGUCCCUUCGGUGGAAUAUUUCUUUUCGCCCCCCACUGCCCGCAUGUGAGAAACAAUCCCCAUCCUCUACUAUUGGAGAACAGGCAGUGUUGGAUGGAGCUGCCUACAGUUCAGCAAAUAAAUCGGAGCAUUAUUUGAAGGAUUCACCCAUUUUGAAUGUUGCAGCUCAUGACUUAGCCUGGCUAAAUAAGUUCUGGAAUCUCAACUAUCUUCCUCCCAAUAAGUUGCGUACCUUUUCUCGGUGGCCUCGUUUUGGAGUUCCAAGAAUUGCCAGAUCAGGCAACUUGUCUCUUGACAAGGUGAUGACAGAAUUCAUGCUUCGUAUUGAUUCCAUGCCCACUUGCAUCAAACAUAUGCCUUUAGAUGACGACGAUCCUGCCAGAGGACUGACUUUUACAAUGACUAAGCUGAAAGUUGAACUCUGUUAUGGUCGUGGAAGGCAAAAGUUUACUUUUGAAUCAAAGCGCGAUCCUCUUGAUCUUGUUUACCAGGGUGUUGACCUUCACAUGCUUAAGGCGUAUAUCAAUAAAGAAGAUUCCACAUGUGUAGUGAAAGAGGUUCAGAUGGCAAAAAAAGGUAUGCAAUCCGUUGAUGGAGUUAACAGUGAAAAGUCUAACUAUAUGAGUGCUGGCACAGAGAAGCACAAAGAUGAUGGGUUUCUAUUAUCAUCUGACUAUUUUACCAUACGGAGGCAGGCUCCAAAGGCUGAUCCAGCAAAAUUAUUAUCAUGGCAAGAAGCUGGUAAAAGAAACCCAGAGAUGACAUAUGUUAGGUCUGAGUUUGAAAAUGGUAGUGAGAGUGAUGAGCAUACAAGAUCUGAUCCAAGUGAUGAUGAUGGAUUUAAUGUGGUAAUUGCUGACAAUUGUCAGCGGGUUUUUGUCUAUGGUCUGAAGCUUUUAUGGACUAUUGAAAAUCGAGAUGCUGUUUGGUCCUUUGCUGGCGGACUAUCCAAAGCAUUUCAGCCUCCAAAGCCUUCCCCUUCUCGGCAGUAUACACAAAGGAAGUUGCUUGAGGAAAACCAAGUUCAUGAUGAUGCUGAAAAGCCUCAAGAUGAAGCUGGUAAGCUUUCACCUUUAACUACCCAAGGUUCACCUCAUCCUUCUCCACAACAUGCAGAUGCUGUGAGUUCACAUCCAUCUUCUUCACAUACCGUUAAUAUAGAGAGCUCAGCCCUUGCUGCACUUGCAAAGAAUGAUGACUCGGAGGAGGAAGGUACUCGGCAUUUUAUGGUGAAUGUUAUUCAACCCCAAUUUAAUCUUCACUCAGAGGAAGCUAAUGGAAGAUUUCUCCUUGCUGCAGCCAGUGGUCGUGUCUUAGCUCGGUCAUUCCAUUCAGUUCUCCAUGUUGGUUUGGAGAUGAUUGAGCAGGCACUUGGCACUGAAACUGUAAAUAUUCCUGAAUGUCAACCUGAAAUGACUUGGAAACGUGUGGAAUUGUCUGUGAUGCUGGAGCAUGUUCAAGCUCAUGUUGCACCAACUGAUGUUGAUCCAGGUGCGGGAAUACAGUGGCUGCCGAAAAUUCUUAGGAGUUCUCCGAAAGUUAAACGUACAGGUGCUCUACUUGAAAGAGUAUUUAUGCCUUGUACGAUGUACUUCAGGUACACAAGGCACAAAGGUGGAACUCCAGAGUUGAAGGUGAAGCCAUUAAAAGAGCUCACCUUCAAUUCUCCUAAUAUAACUGCAACAAUGACAUCUCGCCAGUUUCAAGUUAUGCUGGAUGUACUGACCAACCUGCUCUUUGCUAGGCUUCCCAAGCCUCGGAAAAGUAGUAUCUCUUCUCUUUCUGAAAAUGAUGAAGAUGUUGAGGAAGAGGCAGACGAGGUGGUUCCAGACGGGGUUGAAGAAGUAGAGCUUGCAAGAAUCAGUCUCGAAAAGUCAGGACAAGAAAGGAAGUUGCUUCUUGAUGAUAUUAGGAAGCUAAGCUCCUGUAAUACCAUUGGGGAUUCAGGCCCAUCUCCUGAGAAGGAACAUACAUUAUGGAUGGUAAAAGGUGGAAUAUCUACACUGGUUCAUGGAUUGAAGAAAGAGUUGGGGAACACACAAAAAUCAAGAAAGGCAGCAUCUGCAGCGUUAAGGGAUGCUCUUCAGAAAGCUGCACAGUUACGGCUGAUGGAGAAGGAGAAGAACAAAAGCCCUUCCUAUGCAAUGCGUAUUUCUUUGAAAAUCAACAGAGUAGUAUGGGGAAUGCUUGCAGACGGCAAACCUUUUGCUGAAGCUGAGAUAAAUAACAUGAUUUAUGAUUUCGACCGAGACUACAAGGACGUUGGUAUUGCUCAAUUCACAACUAAGUCAAUUGUUGUGAGGAACUGCUUGCCCAAUGCCAAAUCUGAUACGCUGUUAGCAGCAUGGAAUCCUCCUGCUGAAUGGGGAAAAAAUGUGAUGCUUCGCGUAGAUUCAAGGCAAGGAGCUCCGAAGGAUGGAAAUUCAGCUCUUGAACUUUUCCAGGUAGAUAUCUACCCACUGAAAAUUCACUUGACUGAGACAAUGUACAGAAUGAUGUGGGAGUAUCUUUUUCCAGAAGAAGAACAAGAUUCACAGAGACGGCAGGAAGUUUGGAAGGUUUCAACUACUGCUGGUUCAAAACGUGUAAAAAAAACUGGAUCUGGUCAUGAACCAUCUGUAACUAAAGACUCUGAUUUUUUCUCCAAAUUAAGUGCAUCAGUUAUCGCUUCUGCUGGUAGUCAGUCUUCCUCUCAUGGCGACACUUCCCAAACAUCGAAGUCGCAAAACGUUAAAGGGAACAUAGUUCCCGGUACUACGCCAGAACUGAGGCGAACAUCUUCAUUUGACAGAAGUUGGGAGGAAAAUGUCGCAGAGUCUGUGGCUAAUGAACUAAUCCUGCAUGCUCACUCCUCAAGCAUCUCUUCAAGAAGUGGUCCCCUUGGUUCAACAACAGAACAUUUGGAUGAGUCCUCGAGAUAUAAGCCAAAAGACCCGAAGAUAGUUAAACCUGGUCGUCCUUCCCACGAAGAAAAGAAGGUUGGAAAAGCACCAGAGGACAAAAGAACCAGGCCUCGAAAGAUGAUGGAGUUUCAUAAUAUCAAGAUAAGUCAGGUAGAAUUGCUGGUUACGUACGAAGGAUCUAGAUUUGCAGUGAGUGAUUUGAGAUUGCUGAUGGAUUCAUUUCACCGUGUCGAGUUCACUGGCACUUGGAGGAGAUUAUUUUCGAGGGUUAAGAAGCAUAUCAUUUGGGGGGUUUUAAAGUCUGUUACAGGAAUGCAGGGUAAGAAAUUCAAAGACAAAGCUCACACCCAUAAGGAACCCUUGAUUAUUGGUAUUCCUGAUACCGAUCUUCAUUUUAGCGACAGCGAUGGAGAGAAAUCUGGGAAACCCGAUCUCCCUAUAUCUUUCCUCAAGAGACCAAAUGAUGGAGCCGGUGAUGGAUUUGUUACCUCCAUAAGGGGACUUUUCAAUUCGCAGCGCCGCAAGGCCAAGGCGUUUGUCCUGCGGACCAUGAGGGGAGAUGGAGAGAAUGAUUAUCAAGGUGAUUGGAGUGAAAGUGAUGCUGAGUUCUCUCCCUUCGCCAGGCAACUAACAAUAACAAAAGCUAAACGGCUUAUUAGACGGCAUACAAAAAAAUUCCGCUCAAGAGGGCAGAAAGGUGGAACUUCUCAUCAGCGAGAUUCUAUUCCAGAUUCUCCAAGGGAGACAUCACCAGUUGAAAGUGCUGACGAAUCAAGCGGAGGGUCCUCUCCUUACGAAGACUUUAAUGAUUCUCCCAGACAUCCUCCUCAGUCGCUGAUUUUAAAAGGCUGAUGAUUAGUUUGCUCAAUGUACUAUGUUCCGUGUCAAUAAAUCCACAUAAGUUAUCAUAAAUUAUUUGUCACGGUGAUGCUGUUGGACGAAAGGUUCGACGGUUACCGGGAGUUACGUGAAUAAGAAAAGAAAUCUGAGGCUGAGGCAGUUGGCAGGUGAAGGUGUUCAACGUGGGGGGAAUACUGACAGUUGGUCGAUCAAGGUGAAAUGUAUGCCCUCCAGUCUGAACCAAAUGAGUUGUAUAUGUGUGCAACAGUCAUACAGUCAAAGAACUGCCUCCUUUCCGUCUCAAUGUUGUUUAUAUACUGAUAUAGCCUUAAUAUAGAAUUUCUGGUGUCCGGGAAUUCAAUGGUUUUGUAAUUAUGCAUUUAUAUGUAUUUUGAGAAAGGGUUUUUGUUUUAUAUGGCUCGAUAAAACUAUGCCAAAAUUUUGUAAUUCAACUUUUAUUCAUAACAUAGAAAGAUUCAGAAGAGGCAA
Messenger RNA from Papaver somniferum (opium poppy), 8838 nucleotides. RefSeq names its product protein SABRE-like. Lineage: Eukaryota; Viridiplantae; Streptophyta; Magnoliopsida; Ranunculales; Papaveraceae. The record is from RefSeq and is a predicted model, not a curated record. The transcript has 23 exons. The coding region runs from base 385 to 8361 and encodes 2658 amino acids.